Molecule: messenger RNA, 402 nt
Organism: Penicillium olsonii
Lineage: Eukaryota; Fungi; Ascomycota; Eurotiomycetes; Eurotiales; Aspergillaceae
Source: the annotation of a GenBank genome assembly
AUGCCCAGCCAUGGCACCCAUGGCGGCGGUAGAGUUUUGGUUGCUUUUGGGGCUACCUCCUACGUCCCUGUCCCCGUCCCCGGCCCCGGCCCCGGCCCCAUCCAGCAUAUCGGCAGGCAGCGCCGGACUACGCGCCGCCGAUCUCGCCAGUUUAGACGCUGGAUUCAAGCUGCCGCGACCGAGCCUGUUUUACUCGCACCCGUUAAUCGCACACCCGCCGAGUAUCAGGCUGGGGCUUCGGCCCCUCAGGGACCAAUCGAGCCCCUGGAGUCCGACACCGUGGACCUGGCGGAGGACCAAUUAUCUUCCGGCUCCGGUAAGUUACUUGAUACAUUUCACAGCUAUUUGGCAUCAUGCCAACCGCCCUCCCCUUCCAUUCCAAUUGUGUUUGUCUGGACAUAA